Molecule: messenger RNA, 1311 nt
Organism: Venturia canescens
Lineage: Eukaryota; Metazoa; Arthropoda; Insecta; Hymenoptera; Ichneumonidae
Product: deoxycytidylate deaminase
Exons: 3
Coding region: 191-748 (185 amino acids)
Biological process (GO): pyrimidine nucleotide metabolic process
Cellular component (GO): cytoplasm
Molecular function (GO): zinc ion binding; dCMP deaminase activity
Source: RefSeq, a predicted model, not a curated record
CGUACUUUAUGGAGCUGCUGAGAUUGUGCUGAGAGAUCUAGAGUCCAUUGUCAAUUCCGUCAACGCGUUCAAUUUGUCAUGUGACAGUGUGACACGCGCUUCGAGGAUCUAUAUCAUCAACGCUACCCGAAUCAUCGAAUAUUCUGGCCAAUAGCGUUCUUACGUAUAAAAAUAUUUCGAAUAGAGCACGAUGACUGAAAAAAGAAGCGAUUACCUCGACUGGGAAGAGUAUUUCAUGGCGCUUGCUUUUCUCGCUGCGAAACGUAGCAAAGACCCGGUUACACAAGUUGGUGCUUGUAUCGUAGAUCCGGACAAACGUAUAAUCAGUUUGGGUUACAACGGGAUGCCAAGGGGUUGCAGCGACGACCUGUUUCCUUGGGGCAAGAGCACUACAGACUCUGAAAUGGAUUCAAAAUUUUUAUACGUGUGUCACGCAGAGGUCAAUGCUAUAUUGAACAGAAAUUCCUCAGACGUCCGAGGUUGCACGAUCUACGUUGCCUUGUUUCCGUGUAACGAAUGUGCCAAAAUAAUCAUACAAUCGGGUAUCCGAACGAUUGUUUACUUGUCCGAUGAAAAUUCUUACAAGGAAACGACCAAAGCAGCCAAAAAAAUGUUCGAAGCGGCUGGUGUUGAAUAUCGGCAAUACCUACCAAAGAAUGAGAGCAUCGUCAUCAAUUUUCGAGGUAUGAAUUGGAACGAUAUGAAUCAAUUGCCAACAACGCCAUCGAAAAAAUCAUUCGACAUUUGAAAUAAAAAGGGGAAUAUAGAAAUAAAUCUUUCUAGACCGAACCGUGUUAUAUGUUUGCGGUUAACCUUCUCAUAAGAUGCUUAAUGACGAUCGCGAGUCGGACCAGUGUCCUCUCUCGUACGUGCACGUGUCGUUGCUUUACAACCUUCGAAGAAAGGUUCAAUUUGUAUCAACGUUGUUUCAAUCCUUUAUAUUUGUGACGGUUUUUAUGAUGCAAGUUCGAAUUGAUAAUCGACGAUUUUAUUGGACGCUAUUUGUUUUACAAGUGACUCCGCACGAAUCAGUUAUAUAAAUAAUAUUCGCUAUUAUUAACGCGUCGGCAGCCAUAUAAAUACGGAAAAAGAGGAGCAAGAGAAGUUAUAUGAAAGAUUAUCUUGCGCAUAUCAUUUCGCGUAGAUUUAUCAUGAAAUUUCUUUAUUAUUCGACAUGGGGGGGAUCUGAGAGGUUUAUCGUGAGAAAUAGCAUUUUUCGAUUUUCAAUUAAUCAAAAGUUGAUACUCACGGGUACGGCUUCCCAAUAGAAUUGUACCAGUGGCUUAAUAAACAAGAUUUUUUUCACUAUUA